Messenger RNA from Entamoeba invadens IP1, 1479 nucleotides. RefSeq lists its product as hypothetical. NCBI's taxonomy places the organism in Eukaryota, Evosea, Mastigamoebida, Endamoebidae. The transcript has a single exon. The coding region runs from base 1 to 1479 and encodes 492 amino acids. Gene Ontology annotation, molecular function: transmembrane transporter activity. The record is from RefSeq and is a predicted model, not a curated record. Gene Ontology annotation, biological process: transmembrane transport.
AUGGCGGUACCGAUCAAGAAAUGGGUCAAGAAGGCGAACAUGCCUUUGUACUGUAUUACUGGUAUGUUCUUUGACUUCUCCGUGUACUUCUAUUGGUUAGUUAUACCCGUUUUAAUGAAGAAUUUGGGUGCAUCGCCAAUGGUUAUAGGAGGGGCCGAUGCUGUCACAUUUUGUAUAGCUGGUGUAUGUGCGCCAUUGAUGGGGAUAUUAACAGAUAAAUGGCGUGGUGAGAUUCUUUGUAUCGUUGCGUGUAUAUUACAAGCAAUAAGUUGUAUAUUAACAGCAUUGUAUUACAUCAACAACACGGAGAUCUGGCCCAUCUUCUUGUUCUUGAUAAUACAAGGAGUUGGUCUGGCUAUGUUCUGGUCACCCGAUGAGACAUUAAUUGGUGCUGAAAGUUACAUAGGAGAGGAGAACAAGAACAUCUCAUACUUUGCUAUGUUGAGUGCAUUAGGAAAAGCCGUUGGGUUUCUCUUUGGUGGAAGUGCAACGUCUCUUUUAGGUGACCAAUACUCCCUUUAUUUAGCCGCACUCCUUCCACUCAUUGUAUUCGUAAUCUUCCCACGUCUCCCCAAAUAUAAAAACGACAAAACAAACCCCGCCAAAGUCUUCCAGAAUAAUACUAUCAAAAGAAUCCAUCCAAAGAUAUUCUAUUACACUUCUUUAAUCGUCCACUUGUUCAAUUAUGGAGUGAUCGCUAUAGUUCAAAAUCAGUAUAUUGACUAUGCUGGGGAUUAUAACAUCACAUUACCUGGUGUUUCUUCACAACCCUCGGUCUUUGUUGGAAUCUUUUUGUUUGUUGAAAACGUCAUUCAGACAAUCACUUUUGUUGUGUUAGGUAAGUGGAGUGGAUGGCAAUACAAACAAAUGUUCAAUUUAUUAGCAUUUGGCGCGAUGUUAGUUGUCUCUAUUGGACUGUUUAUAUUCAAGAAUGGGUGGGUUGUCAUGCUCUUCUCAUUACCUAUGGGGAUGGUUGCCGGAUACGAAUUACAAGCAAACUUAUAUUAUUCAAUUACCGUAUCUGCAGCACAUGGGAGAUACUUAGGCGUGUCGGAAUUUAUUGGUGAAAUGACUUAUUCGUUGAGCCCACUUAUUUGUGGCGUCUUCUGUUCUAUAUUCACAAAAGUGUGGAUGCACAUCAUAAACAUCUGUAUGUGCACAUUAGGGUUUACUAUUGUGGCGAUAGCGACAUUCUUGUAUCAAAGGACGCACUUAUUCGAUAAGUUCCAAAAGGUUUCACCACAGGAAACAGCGACUAUUGAACUCGACGACUUGUCCAGAGUCUCUUCGAUGGAAAAGACAAGAGACUCAAUGGACUCAUCAAGAGCUUUGUCUUCUAUGGAUGGGACAGAUAACUACAGAAAUGCUAUUUUGAAGGCGAUCACUGAUGCUAAAGAAGGUUCCGAUAAUAGGUCGCCGACGUUACAGAAUGUCGAACAGAAAAAGGAUGACGCAACGCAAAAGAAAGACAUGCAAUAA